This is a messenger RNA of Carassius gibelio (silver crucian carp), 1506 nucleotides long. Its product is annotated as tetratricopeptide repeat protein 24. NCBI's taxonomy places the organism in Eukaryota, Metazoa, Chordata, Actinopteri, Cypriniformes, Cyprinidae. Bases 34 to 1506 code for a protein of 490 amino acids. The transcript is spliced from 11 exons. Gene Ontology annotation, molecular function: protein binding. The record is from RefSeq and is a predicted model, not a curated record.
UCAUGUCUCUCAGCUGUGAUCUGCUCUGAGUUCAUGGCCUCUGAUGGGUCUCCAGUCAGAGAUCCUCAAGAGAAGCAGAAGAAGAAGAAGAAAGAGGAGCGGAGCGGGACGGAGAGAGCUGAUGUGGAGGAGACAGAUGGUCAGCAGGAGAUCCAGAGACUGACCGCAGCUGGACAUGCAGCUCUGCAGAGCGGUCACAACAACACAGCACUGCAGAGCUUCAGGAGCGCGCUUAAGGCUGCCUCCAAGCUCAGAGAGAAGAGCCUGCAGCGCAGGUGUGCGUUUAAUCUGGGUGCGGCGUACGUGGAGGCGGGCGAGCCUCAGAAAGGGCUGGAUGUCCUGUCACGCUCACAGCCGGGCGAGAGAGGCGAGCGCAUCGCAGACCUGCAGUUUAACCUGGCCACGGCCCACGAGGCUCUGGGGGACCGGACACAGGCGGCGAGACACUAUCUGCAGGCCGCACAGCUGUACAGAUCACAGGGAGACGCCGGGGCCGAGGGACACACCUGCGUCAGACUCGCACACUGCCACCUGCUGAGAGAGGAGUGGGACGAGGCUGUAGCUAGCUUCCAGCGAGCCGCUGAGAGUUAUAAACUAGCGGGAAACACAUCUGCAGCUGCGCUGGCACUGAAGGAUGCUGGGAAACACAUGCUGCAGAGCGGCCGCGGCUCGAGCGAUGACAUCAUCAGCGUGCUGACCGACAGCCUGGAGAUGAGCGUGAACAUAAGCGAUCAGCAGACGCUAGGGAAGCUGCUGAGUGACGUGGCUCUGAGUUUCUCUCAGAUGAGGCUGUUCUCUGAGGCGUCCGAGUGUUUCGAGCAGGCGCUUCCUCUGGUCUCCUCCAAACCGCACAGACUGGCUGUGGUUCUGCAGAAUCUAGGCGCCGUCUAUAACAGUUUGGGUCAGUACGAGCAGUCCCUGAGGUUCCACCGAGAGGCAGCGGCGCUCCACGGCUCUCUGGGCAGUCGAGGAGCUCAGGGUCGCUGCUUCAGUAAUCUGGGGUUUGCUCUGAUGGAGCUGGGAGAACUGGAGGAGGCGUGGGAGAGUUACCUACACGCACAACAGGCCUUCAGAGACACCGAUGACCCGUCCGGUCAGUGGCAGGCCUGUGAGGGUCUCGGUGGGAUCAAACUUCAGAUGAAGGAUCCGGAUAAAGCCGCCAUGUACUAUAAAGAUGCCCUACGACUGCUGUGCAAAUGCCAGGACGUGUCUGCUUCAGUGCAGGAGCGUCUGGUCAGUGAACUGAGUGAAGCGUUACAGCAGAAGCUGCGCAUACAGCAGAGAGGACCACAUCAUGACCGCCGACAGCCCCGGACGAUGGCUGUGAGGUCUGAUGUCCAGCGGUGGAGAGAGAUGCAGAACGGAGGAAAAGCACCACCAGACGGGAAACAGCACAGCCGAACCAUCACCUCAUCAGAGACACUCCUGCAGCAGGAGCAAGAACACACUCAUCCUCACAGCACACUGCCAGAGACCAACAGCCCUCAAACAAGCAACAUUGGAUAA